UCUCCUGAGGAGGCGGACUGGAAUGAUCCAGAUAAUUAUUUAUCUACGGCUUAACAGAGAAAUUUGUAUUGUUUCGAAGAAAUAGUUAAAGUUGAAUUAUGGCGGAUCCAAAGUUUGAGAAUUUGCCAGGAAUUGCAUAUGAUCAACCUGAUGUAUAUGAAACACCAGACGUUCAGGAAGCUGAUGAUACGUCGGACUUUUAUGAAGAAGAGCCCGAUAGUGAAUUUAUUCAACAUGUACAUAUAUCGGCCCAAGACUCUUUUGAAAAAUUUAAGGGAAAACGAGUCGAGAGCAUCGUAGAUUUUUCUGAUUGGUAUGGCAAUAAACUUCGUAAAGGUUAUGAAACCUUAUCCGCCGAGCUUGACAACAGAGAGAAGGAGUCCCCACUUCAAAAGUGUCGGCGAUUACAAUUUGAAAUGAACGAUUUGUUAGACGAGCUGGAUUUGAUGAAAGCGGAAAAAAAAAUCGAUCAAGGUGAACUAGAGUCCUACGAUGCAGUUUCGGUGGUUAUAUCAACAGCGAAGAAAGUUAUUGAUUCUCUUCGAUUGGAGCAGGUUCUUGGUGAAGAACAUGUAGGUGUUGCAAACCAGGAGGUUGAAAAACUAUUAAGUCGAGUUGAAAAAUACAAAAACUCUGGUGUUUUGACAGCUUGUAAAGUACAGAAUGUUGAUUUGGCUGCUACUGCUCGUGUAGCGAAGUUAGAAUAUCGUUUACAUGAGCUAGAACAAGCAGUUGGUGUAAAUCCGGAGAAACUAAGUAGACUUGCCGCAAGUACUGGUUCUUCCAAUCUUAUUGAAACUGUGCGUCAAUUAAGUACUCAAGCAGCUCUUCUUCAACCAGGUCAACUAAAUCAAAUUGAGACUCGUCUUACUAGUUUAACCACCAAAAUGAACGCCAUUGCUGAAAAAUCCAGUGGUUCUUCGGAUGAAGCUAAAAGAGACCAAAAGGUUUGCGAGUUGUAUGAUAUAGCCAAGAGAACUGAAAGUAUUGCUGAAAUAUUACCAGAUAUUAUCGAACGAAUGCAGGCUUUGGAAUCCCUACAUAAAUAUGCUAUGAACUUUGCAAAAAUCAUCGCUGAGGUCGAGGAAACUCAAAACUCUAUUUCCCAAAAUUUGUCAAAUAACAAAACUUUGCUGAAUUCUGUUCAAGAAAUAUUCGCAACUAACUUGGAAAACAUUAACAAAGAAGUCUUCAAACUAGAGACACGCAUAAAUUCAAUUCAUAUUUGAAAACAAAUGGCAAUAUUAAUGGCAAGUUACAUACAAAAUAAAUACAUUUAGAUAUCUCAAAAUUUUCUUUGUAAAACAAGCAUAUUUACGCCUGUUCAUCUAAUAAAAAUGCUGCUAUAAUAAUUA
Molecule: messenger RNA, 1355 nt
Organism: Episyrphus balteatus (marmalade hoverfly)
Lineage: Eukaryota; Metazoa; Arthropoda; Insecta; Diptera; Syrphidae
Gene: DCTN2-p50
Product: dynactin subunit 2
Exons: 3
Coding region: 99-1229 (376 amino acids)
Biological process (GO): mitotic spindle organization
Cellular component (GO): dynactin complex; cytoplasm; centrosome
Source: RefSeq, a predicted model, not a curated record